UGCUAAACCAAUGGGUUACGUGGGGCGGGGCGCCGGCGGUGGCGGUGGCGGCAGCGGGUUCGGUUGCGCGUGGCGCACGGGGUGGGUGCGGAGCCCAGGCCGGGAGCAGGCGGUGCCGCAAGUGACCAUGGGCAAUGUGUUGGCCGCAAGUUCGCUGCCCGCAGGGCCGCCGCCACCGCCGCCUGCGCCCGCCCUCGUGGGGCUGCCGCCGCCUCCGCCCUCUCCUCCUGGCUUCACGCUGCCGCCGCUCGGGGGUGGCCUUGGCGCUGGCGCCGGCGCGGGUCGAGGCUCUGAACGGACCCCCGGGCCUGCGGCCGCCAGCGCUGCAGGGACAGCAGCCGAUGGGGCCUGUGGCUGCUUGCCUAACCCAGGCACGUUCGAGGAGUGCCACCGGAAGUGCAAGGAGCUUUUCCCCAUUCAGAUGGAAGGUGUCAAGCUCACAGUCAACAAAGGGUUGAGUAAUCACUUCCAGGUAAACCACACGGUAGCCCUCAGCACAAUCGGGGAGUCCAACUACCACUUCGGGGUCACGUAUGUCGGAACAAAGCAGCUGAGCCCCACAGAGGCAUUCCCUGUGCUGGUGGGUGACAUGGACAAUAGCGGCAGCCUCAACGCUCAAGCCAUUCAUCAGCUGGGCCCCGGCCUCAGGUCCAAGGUGGCCAUCCAGACCCAGCAGUCAAAGUUUGUGAACUGGCAGGUGGAUGGGGAAUACCGGGGUUCUGACUUCACAGCAGCCAUCACCCUGGGGAACCCAGAUGUCCUGGUGGGUUCAGUGCUGGCCCCACCUGAGCAGCUGCCCUGGGUGCCUGCCAUCUGCUUCUGCCAACUUACCCAGGGACACCUGAUGUGGGCCCGAGGAAUCCUCGUGGCCCACUACCUCCAGAGCAUCACGCCAUGUCUGGCCCUGGGCGGAGAGCUGAUCUACCACCGGCGGCCUGGGGAGGAGGGCACUGUCAUGUCUCUAGCUGGGAAAUACACAUUGAACAACUGGUUGGCAACAGUAACGCUGGGCCAGGCGAGCAUGCAUGCAACAUACUACCAUAAAGCCAGUGACCAGCUCCAGGUGGGUGUGGAGUUUGAGGCCAGCACAAGGAUGCAGGACACCAGUGUCUCCUUUGGGUACCAGCUGGACCUGCCCAAAGCCAACCUCCUCUUCAAAGGCUCCGUGGACAGUAACUGGAUUGUGGGCGCCACACUGGAGAAGAAGCUCCCACCCCUGCCUUUGUCGCUGGCCCUCGGGGCCUUCCUGAAUCACCGAAAGAACAAGUUUCAGUGCGGUUUCGGCCUCACCAUCGGCUGAGCUCCUCCUGGCCUGUGCCUUCCACGCCCUUACUCCAGACCCCCCCUCCCCCUCCCCAGCCAAGGAGGGGAGACCUGAGCCCCCCUCCCCCUCCCUUCCCUCCCUCCUCGGGGGUCGGGGGGCAGUGGAAAGGAGGGGACCCCCAGCAACUGACAGGGGGACUCUGGAACCACAGACGCUUCAGGAUUCAGAGCACAGGGGCAGUGUGUCCAGUGGGCUUGGGGUCCCAGAGGGAUUCCAGAAUCGAGGGGCAUGCCAGUUCGGAGCACGGGGGGCAGAGGUGGCCAGACAGCCUCAGGAAGGUGUUGGAACAUCCCAUGCCCGCAGAGGGCCCUGGCCCGGCCCUGAGUGGUCAGAAGAGGAGCUUCCCCAUCCCCAGUCAGCCCGCGCCUGCCCACUUCUCCACCCACCCCUCGGUAUGAAUCAUGUUUAUAAGUUAUGGAAGAACCAGGACAUUUUACAGAAAAAGAAAAAAAAAACAACAAAAAAUAUACAUGAAAAAAAGUGGAA
Manis javanica (Malayan pangolin) is the source of this 1810-nucleotide messenger RNA. RefSeq names its product translocase of outer mitochondrial membrane 40 (gene TOMM40). Gene Ontology annotation, biological process: protein import into mitochondrial matrix. Gene Ontology annotation, molecular function: transmembrane protein transporter activity. NCBI's taxonomy places the organism in Eukaryota, Metazoa, Chordata, Mammalia, Pholidota, Manidae. The record is from RefSeq and is a predicted model, not a curated record. Gene Ontology annotation, cellular component: mitochondrial outer membrane.